Molecule: messenger RNA, 1266 nt
Organism: Cladophialophora bantiana CBS 173.52
Lineage: Eukaryota; Fungi; Ascomycota; Eurotiomycetes; Chaetothyriales; Herpotrichiellaceae
Exons: 1
Coding region: 1-1266 (421 amino acids)
Molecular function (GO): monooxygenase activity; FAD binding
Source: RefSeq, a predicted model, not a curated record
AUGCCGUCACGCCAAUUGGAAGUCGGCAUCAUUGGCGCCGGCAUAGCUGGACUUUCGGCAGCCAUCGCCCUCUCUCGCUCCGGCCACUCUAUCUCGUUGUAUGAGAAAUCCCGAUUUCGCAAUGAAACCGGUGCUGCCAUCAUCAUUGGGCCCAACGGCACAAUGAUCCUGUCUAAAUGGGGCUUCGACUUCGUCAAGGCCGGAGCUCUGGAUUACAGCCAGAUGCGCCGCAUCAGGGCUGACACCAUCGAGGUCGACUCGGAGGAGUUCUUCACCGGCGUCCGGGAACAGUACGGCGACAGGUGGCUGCUUUUCCAUCGCGCCGACCUACAUGCUGGGCUGAAGGAAUUGGUCGAAGCUUGUGAGCCCCGGCCACAGAUCAACCUCGGCUCCCCCGUCGUCGACGUCGACGUCGACAGCGGUGUCCUCAAGCUUGCCACCGGCGAGGAAGUCAGGAAAGACCUUGUUAUCAUCGCUGACGGCGCCCACAGCGAACUGAUCGCCAAGGUCAUUGGCCGUCCCUAUCCCGUGAGCAAGUCGCCCAUGUCCAUGUACCGGUUCCUGCAGCCCUUUGACAAGGUCCUCGCGCACCCGGAAGCAGGGCAGUUCUACAAGAACCAGCCGCCCGGGUUCACGACCUUCUACAAGACCGAGGUCGGUCGCCCGGGCCUGCUGAUCAACACCUACCCUUGCCGUGGCGGCGAGCUGCUGUACGUGGCGCUGGUGCACCCGACCAAGCCUAAGGAGAAAGGUAUUGAGGGAUGGGACUCGCCCGCCGAGUUGGCCGACGUCCUCGCCGACGCCAAGGGCUUCCAUCCCGCCGUGCAGGCCGUCUGCGAGGGCGCCACCGACAUCAAAGUGUACACGCAGAUGUGGCGCGACCCGAUCGAGCACUUCUCACGCGGCAGGGCCGUCCUGAUCGGCGACGCCGGCCACCUGAUGCUGCCGACGCACGGCCAAGGGGCGUGCAUGGCCCUAGAAGACGCGAUGGCGCUACAAGUUCUCUUCAGCGAUGUGACAGACGCGGACGACGACAACGCCGUACAAUCGCGCCUGCAGCUCUUUGACAAGCUGCGCCUCCCGCGCGUCAGCGCCGUGCAGACCAUGUCCAACAAGAUGAUGGGCCCGCCCGACAAGAUGAUCGCAGAGGUCAAGCGGCACUACACCGGCCCCAUCCCGGGGCCCAAGGCAAAGACCUUUUCUAAGGAGUACAAUGACUUUUUCUUCCUGUACAAUGUCGAAGACGAAGCGAGGAACUUGCGUUAG